AUGCGCCUCGCGACAUUGACGUUCCUUGACGUUGGCCCUCAGAAUAGAGUCCCGUUUAUUCCCGUGAAAUCAUACAUCUUCAACAUUCACCUCAGCGGCUGGGAUAAUGACGGUGAACUGUGCGAGCUGACGUGCUUGACCAAUACGCUGGCUCUUUGUUGGGAGCAUGAAGCUGCCCUGCUGACUGCCACUAUGUUUUCGGCAGCCCGAUCGCCUUUCCCCAGGUCAGGUGUGUGGUGCGGCGAAGACCCACCGCAGCUUCGUGCCUCGGCAUAUCAGUCCUGGGGAACUUUGCUAUCCGGCGGCCGGCGGCCGACCGAACAUUAUCCGCACUUUUCCCAGUGGAAAAGUGUAGAAAAGGCCAAGAGGACUUAUACAAUGAGCGACUCGAGCGACGAUGGUAUCCCCCCGUGGCAGCGAGCGACCCAAGACUGCUCGGAGACCUCAUCGGAUGCCGGGGCGGCGCCAGCGGCAAGCACCGACGAGGGCACCGACGCUCGUAGCUCGGCUACAGAGGACAAAUUGACCAUUGCACGACGUUUCUUGGACGAUGAAAAUGUCAAAAACGAGUCGCGUGACAAGAAAGUGGCAUUUCUGAAAUCCAAGGGCGUCGAGGAUGCUCAUGUACAAACGCUGCUGGGCGACGUCCACGAGACCAUUACAGCGAAAGGGCCAACCGACACUUCUUCCACGCCGCAGAAAUCCGCAUCCGCUGCCGCCGACCGCGCGCCGAUCGUCACAUACCCCGAGUUCCUCACCAAACCGCAACGCCCGCCGCCGCUCGUUACUACGCAGGGUCUUCUCAACACGCUGUAUGGAUUCGCUGGACUCUCGACGCUCGUAUACGGCGUGAGCAAGUACGUCGCCGAACCCAUGAUUGAGAAUCUCAACGGCGCGCGCCAGGAGCUGCACGACACCACUGCCAGCCGCCUCGAGGAGCUUGUGAACCAGCUCGAACGCACCGUCUCGGUUGUGCCGCCGCCUAAGCAUGCUGCCCUCUUCGACAGUCCGCCUGCAUCGGCUGCCACAAAGAUAGCCAGCGAAGAAGAAGACGACGAGGACCCGGCUGAAAUGUUUCACCGUGAUGUCGGCACGCAGACCUCGUUUAGUGAUGCGCUGACGAGCGCUGCUGACGAUAUAAAGCAGCCUGAAACCAAACAGCCCGCAGUGCUGCAGCAUGCUACGGGCGUUACCAAGCUGGCAAAGUGCGUCUCAGGUCUGCGCGAUGCCGUAGUUUCUCAGAGCGGCGACUUUGAGGAUAUAAAAGCCCAGGUUGAGCACUUCCGGGAAGACCUCGACCGCAUGAUAUUCCCGCAAAUGGAUUUCACGCCCGGUAGCUAUGGCAUGAUGUCGACGGCUGGAUCCAAGAAUGAGCCGGAUGAUGAAGUACGAAAGGCAAGGGACAACAUCCGCCGGAUCAAGGGUGUGCUACUGAGUACGAGAAGCUUCCCCGCUUCAACGAGAUAG
Messenger RNA from Akanthomyces muscarius, 1467 nucleotides. RefSeq lists its product as uncharacterized. The coding region runs from base 1 to 1467 and encodes 488 amino acids. Gene Ontology annotation, biological process: protein import into peroxisome matrix, docking. Gene Ontology annotation, cellular component: peroxisomal membrane; peroxisomal importomer complex. The transcript is spliced from 5 exons. The record is from RefSeq and is a predicted model, not a curated record. Gene Ontology annotation, molecular function: signaling receptor binding. NCBI's taxonomy places the organism in Eukaryota, Fungi, Ascomycota, Sordariomycetes, Hypocreales, Cordycipitaceae.